Molecule: messenger RNA, 2184 nt
Organism: Limulus polyphemus (Atlantic horseshoe crab)
Lineage: Eukaryota; Metazoa; Arthropoda; Merostomata; Xiphosura; Limulidae
Exons: 10
Coding region: 1-1002 (333 amino acids)
Cellular component (GO): BORC complex
Source: RefSeq, a predicted model, not a curated record
AUGACUACAACAUGGGCAAGAAGGAGAAUUGAAAUCUUGCUAAAAAUAAUGAAACAGUUAAAAGAGAAAGAAGGAAUGGUCAAUAAUGCUGAUGAUGUUAUGGUUUUGAUUAUUGCCGACUGUGAAGAAGAUGCUGUUGCUUUACUAAAGGAUUUGGAUUAUUUGUUCAACCCAAUUUUUGAAUUGAAAGGUGAAGAAUUGCCUCCAGAGAUAAAGAAAGAUGAGGAGCUGAUGCAAUCUACAGAAUCGUUUUGGGUAUAUGAUUGUAGUGUAAUCGGCGUGAAUUUACUAUUCUGCGGAAUAUUUAUCCAUCCACGCUUUACCAAGUGCCAUUUGGAUACACUAGGAAUAUUGUCUUUUGCCCAUCUGAAGGCAAACUAUUUGGUGGUUGAUGUACCUGUUAGAAAAGUCACCUACCAUAACUGGAUCAUAUACUUGUAUCCUCUAGUCUUACUGCCUGCCAAUUUUCAUGUGAAAAUCUCAUAUAGAGUAGAAGAGAUUGGACUGUAUGUAGCUAAAGAUUUGGAAUUAGAACACGAGGUACAAAAAACAUGUGAAAAAAUAUCUGAAAACUUGCAUAUUAUUGCUAAUGAACCUUCCCUUGCAUGUUAUCGACUUCAGGAACACAUACACAAAUCCCUACCUCAAAUGGUAGAGAUAAGGCAAGAAGCUAAUCAGGUGAAUGAAGAUUUACAGGGAAAAUGCUUUGAUUUAGAUUAUUCUUUGAGUGCUGUAAAUUCCAUGCAUGGGAGUCUGCAUCAUUUUCAGAAUAUUUUUGAGCUUUUGAGAAACUGUGUGUUUAUGAAACAACAGCUCGAUUACAAAGAAUCUGGUGGUUCAGAAAAGAAAACAUUAGUAAAGGACCAGCAUUUCUCAGGAUCCUUUGACCACACCUCUUCAGUUCUCCCAAACCUUCCUACUGGGCUAAGGUACUCUGCUUCUGCUGAUCUCAGAUCUUCUACGUAUAAUCCUUCUCAGAAACCACAGACUUCUCAACACUAGUCAAUAUUAUCAUCAUCUGCCCAGUAAGCUUUGUCUCAUGAUCUUUUGUCAUCCAUACUCUCCCUGCAGUCAACCACUGAUGGCAAAAGUCAGCAAGUAGAGAUACCUCCUUGCCAAAGAGAUAAUUAAGUUUAUGUUGAAUAAAACUGAUUUAUAAUGUCAUAAACACUAUGAAUAACAUUUGCAUGUGAUAUGGUAACACAUUUGAUAGGAUUACCAUUUUGUAAAUUGGAACCAUUGCCUUGAACAAUUGUUUAAAAUAAAUAUUAGUAAAGAAAAAAAUUCAAAUUUCCUUAUAUGAAUGUGGUUCUUCUGUCACACUUAAUUAUGUUUCUCUAAAGAAUUUAGUGAUAGGAUUAAUUUUGCAAUAUGAUUAAUAAGGUUUUAUUGUACACAUUUAUGUGUAACUGUUGUAUUAAACACCAACUUGUUUAUAAUUAUUGUUCUUUAAAUUGAGGUGUAUUUAAAAUGGUUUUACAAUAUAUUUCUUCAUAAUUUGAUACACUUAACUUUCUGUACUUGGUUUCAGUUUACUUUAGGGCAAUAUUGAGUGUAGUAUAAUAGUUUACGUUAUAGUAAUAUUGAGUCCUGGGUAAUGGUUUGAUACAUUUAACUUUCUGUUAUUGUUUCAGUUUACUUUAUGGUAAUAUUGAGUGUUGGAUAAUGGUUUGAUACACUUAACUUUCUGUUAUUGUUUCAGUUUACUUUAUGGUAACUAUUUUGUUACUAUGAAUAAAACUGAGUAAAAGAAGUUAAGUAUUUUUCUAAAUACAGUAAUACUUUAACACAUUAAGGACUCAAUCACUUUUUUAAACUGUGUUUUGAUUUAAACUUUCAUAUUACAGUAUGUGAAAGAAACAGCUGUGGUCAGUAUGAGGUAUUUUUACAAGAUUUCACUCUUAAGAUAAAAUGACUGAUAUAUGCAUGUUUGAAAAUAUAAAAGUAACAAAUUAUUUGUUUCAUGUAUGUUGUGUGUUAACAAUAGUCUAACAACUGUUGCUAACUGAAACAACUACUGAAGUCUAAGGGAAGCAUAUUGUUAAUAUCAUAAAAUAAACUAUAUUUUUCAUGAUGUUCUUGAAUUUAAAUGUGAAAAAUGUUAUAUACAAUAUGAGGGUUAUCUAGUUGCAUAUUUACAAUAAGUCUCGUUCUUAUUAGUUGUAAAUUAAAAUUUUAAAAUCA